Molecule: messenger RNA, 1978 nt
Organism: Saprolegnia diclina VS20
Lineage: Eukaryota; Oomycota; Saprolegniomycetes; Saprolegniales; Saprolegniaceae
Exons: 4
Coding region: 1-1884 (627 amino acids)
Source: RefSeq, a predicted model, not a curated record
AUGCUUCGGAGCCGCGCCGCCCGACGCGCCUCGGCGCCGUCCGUUCUUCCGAGCAAGGGCGUCCGCCUCGAGCCGCAAGAGGUCAACCAGGACGACGGCCACGGGCCGCAGGAAGAGGACGAGACGGACGAGAAGGAGCCAGCGCCGCCACUGAGCCCCGAGAAGGCUGAAGAUGGCGCCAAGGACAACAACCAAGACGACGACGAGCCAGUCGUGCUCGGUAAUAUCGUCCUCGAGGAAGACGAAGCGCCACCGGAAGCGCCGUCGCCGAGCCGCGACGUCGGGCGGCUACCGCCCAUGGCGUGGAUCGUCGCGUGGAAGAAGCGCGAGGUGUGGCCGCAUGUGCUAGCGUCCGUGCAAACGCCGCUUCUCGCGUAUCGGUACGACCAGAGCGUCGACGAUAAGCUCGCAACUGCGACACGCAACCGCCGUGCGCUCCUCGAGACGCGGCAACGCGCAGCCCGAGCGCACAACGACCAUGUCGCCCACGCCCUCUUGCUACGACGCGACGCCGCAGCCGCAAGUCGCAAGGCGCGGAGCGUCCGCGCCGCCGAGCGCUUGCACGACGCUGAGGCCCGCCGCAGUGCCUAUGUGGCGGCCAAGCAGCGCACGGCGGUCGCAUUUAUGGAGCCGACCAUUGAUUCUUCGACGCCGGUCGCGGACGAGAGUCUGUGGGAAGCCUCGUCGCGGCGCAUCGCAGCGGCGAGUGCUGCGCGCAUUGCGCUCCUGCAUGAGAAGAGCGCGCGCGCCGGCAGCAUUUUGGAGCGCGCGAAGAGCAUCGCGGCCGACGUGGCGUCGCUCCACGACCAGUACGCGACGCUGGCGACGCACGACUUGCAGCAACGGCUGGCGCGCGCCGAAGUCCGCCGGCUCAUCGUGCUCGACAAGCGCCGGCUCCUCGCGGGCCGCCAUGGCAACUACGUGCGAUCUGCGGCGCAUGCGCGCUGGCUCCAUACACAGCGCGUGCGCGAGCGGCGGGACCAUACAGCGCAGUUUCGUGCCCAGUGCCUUCGGUCGCGCUCGUUUGUGCGGCUUCGGUCGGCCGAGAUCCGUCGGGCGCUGCAUCUGGCGGCGAUCCGCGCCGGCGCCGACGAAGCGGCUGCGAAGCGUGACGCCGCGCGCCUCCGCGUGCAGUUUGCCACCGAGUCGCUUCGGGCGCAUCUUGAGUUUCGUCUUUUGCGCGCCGACGAGAAGCGUCUUUUAUAUAUGGCCGACAAGGUCGCGGCCGCCAUUUUCUUUGCCGCCCAAGGCGAGAUUGUGCGUCGGCGGCUCGCGAGCAGGGAAGAGGCGCGUCGACUGACGUACGCGUACGGCAUGGAGAGCGCAGGCUUGCGCACAUCGAUUGCUCGGACGCAGCGCGCGCGGUCGCACCUCCUCGCACGCGCACUCGUCGCCGGGCGGCAGAAAUACCUCGCCGACGCGCGGGCCGAGCGCGGGUUCGUCGCAGCCAUGCGCCAUGGAAACGCUGCCGACCGUCGAGACGACGUGCGCGAGGCCAAGCAAGAGACGGCGCGACGCACGAUCCAGCGCGUGACGUUUGCGCGCCUUGAGCGGCAGUCGACGGACGUUGUCGACGCGGCCGUCAAGACAGCGAUGGCAGCGACGAUCGCGCUCCACGCCGAACGGCGGCGCGUGGCACUACUCCAAGCGCGGGCAGUUGGCGCGCGGGCGCAGAGUCGACGGGCCCGUGAUGUGGCGCGGGUCCAAAAGAUCGCGCGCCGCAUCGAAGCGCUCGCGCUCUGCGAGCAGCGCCUUGACGAGAGUGCCAAGCGGCGAGCAAUGCUCUUGGCCCAACGCAAGCUCGGGCUGAGCGCGAGCCAGCUCCAGCCGUUUGCAGGUCUCGUCGUCGUUGGCACCGCCAUCCCGCUGCCCUACUCGGCAUGAGCUUGUCCUGCCGCGCGAUGUAUACUUGGUAUAUAGGCCUCAACGGUGCUCUUCUGUAUGCGUGUAAAUAAGAUGCAUGUUCUUUUCGGUUCCA